GCAAUCGAGAAAGUUGAUCGCCGCCUUGGACAGCCUCAUCCUCCCACACAUGGACAUUGUCAAGACAGACGCCGUUUGUGCGGCAGCGUUCGAGCUGGCCAAGGCCCAUCUUCUUACUUCGAUUUUGAACCACAGCAUCCGCGUCUUUCUCUAUGCGGCUUCUCAGUCUGGGCCGUCUCGUAACCUCUUUGUGGCCUGCAUCAUGCACGACUUUGGCACUGUUGACGAGCUCUGCAACGGGCCUUGUCGCUUCGAGGUGGAAGGUGCCGACCGCGCCGUGUCACUCAUGGAGUCGCAGUCCCAGCCGAAGGAGGACUGUCAUGAAGUUUGGGUCGCCAUUGCGCUGCACACCAGCCCGCAAAUCGCCGAGAGAAUCUCCGAAUUGGCCAAGACUGUCCGCUUGGCCGUCUUGAGGGACUUUCACCAGGGCUUAGCAAUCGAUGAGGGGCUCGAGAGGACCUAUCCUCGGCUUCAGAUCGAAAAGGAUCUGGGUGACGCUGUCGUCCGACAGUGCCUCCUUGGCGAUCCAAAGAUGAAGGCACCGGCUGCCUCGUGGCCAAACAACCUCUACAAGUCUCACACGGAGAAUCCGGGCUGGGAGGGCAUCAACAAAGGCUUUUGAGGAUGGAGGAAUGUGGGAAUUGCAUGCUUGGAAUGAAUAAGUCAAGUGGCUAAUAACAAUCGAUCGAA
This is a messenger RNA of Acaromyces ingoldii, 690 nucleotides long. RefSeq lists its product as hypothetical. Bases 50 to 622 code for a protein of 190 amino acids. The transcript has a single exon. NCBI's taxonomy places the organism in Eukaryota, Fungi, Basidiomycota, Exobasidiomycetes, Exobasidiales, Cryptobasidiaceae. The record is from RefSeq and is a predicted model, not a curated record.